UUUUUUAACCUUCAAAAUAAUAUAUGAAAAUAAUUUUCAAAAAUAGCUAGCUUGGAAAUGGCUAGCAUAUUAUUUAAAAGUUUUAAUUAUAAAUUAACAAAUUAUUCGAUUAGAUUAUCAUGUAUACGUAGAAAUUAUAGUGUAUUAAGUGAUAAAUAUGACUGUCGUUGCAAGUUUAAAUCAAGAAUUACUACUCAAUUUGACGUUCAAAAAUCAACUACAGCGUCCAAUGUAGAUAAAAAACCAAAAGAUGCUGUGCUACCUAAUGUAUUAGUUAAGAAAGUUACAAAUCCAUUUACUUCUAAAGCUCAGCCCAGUCGAGGAUGCUUUCAUCCAGGAGCUUCUUUCAUAUCACGAGAAAAUAUACCAAUGAAUGAAAAAGAACAGAUCACUGGCCGAGACAUGAUAAGAGCUAUGCUUACAUAUAUUUGGCCAGCAGAGGAUAAGAGUAUAAGGCAAAGAGUACUAGUAGCUGUGGGACUACUAAUAAGUGCCAAAAUGGUUAAUAUAGCAGUGCCAUUUAUUUUUAAAUAUGCAGUGGAUUACUUAAAUGUUUCACACACUUUAAAUAUGGAUACAGCUCCAGAAACGAUAGCUACUGUAGCAACAUCAUUAUUGCUUGGAUAUGGUGUAGCUCGUGCAGGAGCAGCAGGAUUUAACGAAUUAAGAAAUGCUGUAUUUGCAAAAGUGGCUCAACACUCGAUUAGAAAAAUUGCAAAGAAUGUUUUCCUUCAUUUACAUAAAUUAGAUUUAUCAUUUCAUUUAAGUAGACAAACAGGAGCACUUUCCAAAACAAUUGACCGGGGCUCCAGAGGAAUUAAUUUUGUCUUGUCAGCAAUGGUUUUUAAUAUUGUGCCAACAGUGUUUGAAUUAACCCUUGUGUCCACAAUUUUAGCUGUAAAGUGUGGACCAGCAUUUGCAGGUAUUUCCCUUGGUUGUGUGGCAUUUUAUACAAUGUUUACGUUGCUGGUGACACAGUGGCGCACUAAAUUUCGAGUGUAUAUGAAUAAAGCUGAAAAUGAAGCUGGAAAUAAAGCAAUUGAUUCUCUAAUUAAUUAUGAAACUGUAAAAUAUUUUAACAACGAAAAAUACGAGGCCGAAAAAUACGAUGUUUCGUUGAAAAAAUAUGAAGAAGCUAGUCUGAAAACUAGUACAAGUUUGGCUUUGCUUAAUUUCGGGCAAAAUGCUAUAUUCAGUGCAGCUCUCAGUGCCAUAAUGGUCCUUGCAGCCAAAGAUAUUAUUAAUGGAAAUAUGACCGUUGGAGAUUUGGUCAUGGUAAAUGGAUUACUUUUUCAACUUUCAAUCCCUCUCGGUUUUCUCGGUAGCGUUUACAGGGAAGUCCGACAGGCUUUAAUUGACAUGCAAACUAUGUUCACAUUAAUGACAAUGGACUCAAAAAUAAAGGCAAAAGAUGAUGCAGUUCAUUUAAUCCUAGAUUCUACAAAUGCGAGCAUUUCUUUUGAAAACGUUUCAUUUGAUUAUGGUCCUGGAAAAGAAAUUCUUAAGGAUCUUAACUUAUUUAUCCCAGCUGGGAAAAAGAUUGCUAUUGUAGGAGGAUCGGGAUCAGGGAAGUCUACCCUCGUGAGACUUCUCUAUCGUUUUUAUGAACCGAAAGGUGGCAAAAUAUUCUUAAGUAAUUACAAUAUUGACGAGUUGGACUUGGAUUGUCUAAGGAAAUCUAUUUCCAUCGUGCCACAGGACUCAGUCCUUUUUCACGACACGAUCUUUUACAAUUUGCACUAUGGCAAUUUGAAAGCUACUAAAGACCAAGUGAUAGAGGCUGCUAAAAUGGCUGAAUUACACGAUUCUAUUGUAACGUGGCCGCAUGGAUACGAUACUCAAGUGGGUGAAAGGGGCCUGAAGUUAUCCGGGGGAGAGAAACAGAGGGUGGCCAUUGCUCGGGCUAUACUUAAGAAUGCGCCUAUUUUGAUUUUUGACGAAGCUACCAGUUCCCUCGACAGUAUCACAGAACAGAAUAUAUUAAAAGCUUUAAAGCGUGCCACAGAAGGCAGGACAAGUAUUUGUAUAGCUCAUCGUCUCAGUACCGUAAUGGAUGCUGAUGAAAUAGUCGUACUCCAAGAUGGUCGUAUUUCCGAAAGGGGUACACAUGAUGUUUUAAUAUUAAAUCCCGAUAGUUUGUAUCGUAAAUUGUGGCAGAGUCAAAAUCAGUCAGCAAUAUUUAAUAUUGAAAGACAAAGUGCUAAAGCUUAGAAUAAAACUGGCAUAUAAAUAAAUGUAAAUAGGAAAUUGUAAAUAAUAUUAACGUAAGAAAUUAAAAAAUAUUUUACAGUUCCUUAGGGAAGAUACAGUUUUCGUAUUUGUUGUAAUAUAAUUUUGAUUUAAGUACAUACUUUAAAAUACU
Molecule: messenger RNA, 2362 nt
Organism: Agrilus planipennis (emerald ash borer)
Lineage: Eukaryota; Metazoa; Arthropoda; Insecta; Coleoptera; Buprestidae
Product: ATP-binding cassette sub-family B member 7, mitochondrial
Exons: 9
Coding region: 58-2211 (717 amino acids)
Biological process (GO): transmembrane transport; intracellular iron ion homeostasis
Cellular component (GO): mitochondrial inner membrane
Molecular function (GO): ATP hydrolysis activity; ATP binding; ABC-type transporter activity
Source: RefSeq, a predicted model, not a curated record